CCCGAGUGCGCCUGCGCGCAGGUGGGGUUGGCCUGGAGGCGCUGCAGCCUGGGCAGGUGACUGCGGGGCUCCGGUCCCGAGCGGGAGACGCGGAUUGCAGAUGGGGAGGCUGAGAACGGAGGUCACUACGGCAAGGUCCAGCAACCACACAAGUGCCGAAGGUCAGGUUCAUUCGCAGCUGGGAGACCCCAACACACCCACCUUGCUUGCCUGAACCCCAGGGAUUCCCCCUUCCACCAGGCAACAUGAAACCUAAACUGAUGUACCAGGAGCUGAAAGUGCCUGCUGAGGACCCCGCCAGCGAGCUGGCCAUCAGUGAGCUUGAGGCAUGGAAGGCUGCGGAGAAGAAAGCCCGCUGGGUCCUGCUGGUUCUCAUCCUGGCUGUGGUGGGCUUCGGGGCCCUGAUGACUCAGCUCUUUCUCUGGGAAUACGGAGACUUACAUCUGUUUGGGCCCAACCAGCGUCCUGCCCCCUGCUAUGACCCCUGCGAGGCAGUGCUGGUGGAGAGCAUUCCCCAGGGCCUCGACUUCCCCAAUGCCUCCACAAGUAACCCGUCCACCAGCCAGGCCUGGCUAGGCCUGCUCGCCGGCGCCCACAGCAGCCUGGACAUCGCCUCCUUCUACUGGACCCUCACUAACAAUGACACCCACACGCAGGAACCUUCCGCCCAGCAGGGUGAGGAGGUCCUACGGCAGCUGCAGAGUCUGGCACCGCGGGGUGUGAAGGUGCGCAUUGCUGUGAGCAAGCCCAGUGGGCCGCAGCCACAAGCUGACCUGCAGGCCAUGCUGCAGAGUGGCGCCCAGGUGCGCAUGGUGGACAUGCAGAAGCUGACCCACGGCGUCCUGCACACCAAGUUCUGGGUGGUGGACCAGACCCACUUCUACCUGGGCAGUGCCAACAUGGACUGGCGCUCACUGACCCAGGUGAAGGAGCUGGGCGUGGUCAUGUACAAUUGCAGCUGUCUGGCCCGCGACCUGACCAAAAUCUUCGAGGCCUACUGGUUCCUGGGCCAGGCUGGCAGCUCCAUCCCGUCCACCUGGCCCCGCUCCUAUGACACCCGCUACAACCAGGAGACACCCAUGGAGAUCUGCCUCAACGGGACCCCUGCCCUGGCCUACCUGGCGAGUGCUCCCCCACCACUGUGUCCGAGUGGCCGCACCCCAGACCUGAAGGCGCUGUUAAACGUCGUGGACAGUGCCCGGAGCUUCAUCUACAUUGCUGUCAUGAACUACCUGCCCACCAUGGAGUUCUCCCACCCGCGCAGGUUCUGGCCGGCCAUCGAUGAUGGGCUGCGGCGGGCUGCCUACGAGCGCAAUGUCAAGGUGCGCCUGCUGGUCAGCUGCUGGGGCCACUCGGAGCCGUCCAUGCGCGCUUUCCUGCUCUCCCUGGCGGCCCUGCGUGACAACCACACCCAUUCUGACAUCCAGGUGAAACUCUUCGUGGUCCCCGCGGAUGAGGCCCAGGCCCGGAUCCCGUACGCCCGCGUCAACCACAACAAGUACAUGGUGACUGAGCGCGCCACCUACAUCGGAACCUCCAACUGGUCUGGCAGCUACUUCUCGGAGACCGCAGGUGCCUCACUGCUGGUGACGCAGAAUGGCCAUGGAGGCCUGCGAAGCCAGCUGGAGGCCGUGUUCCUGCGGGACUGGGACUCGCCUUACAGCCACGACCUCAGCACCUCGGCCGACAGUGUGGGCAACGCCUGCCGCCUGCUCUGAGGCUCCCUGGGGGCCCUGCGCCCGCACCCCUGUUUCUCUGUGCCCUGGAGUACCUCCACAGGCUCACCCCACCCUGCACUCCUGCCUCAACCUCUGUCCCCGCCGGCUUGAUGCGGUGGCCCCAGGACCCAGCAGGGCUGGGGGAGGGAUCAGCCCCCAAAGAAGUGGGGGUGCAUGCUGGGCCCGGCUCCUGGACCCAUCCCGCCUUUUCAGGGCCUGUGAUUAUAUUAAGUAAAUAACUUGUCUGUA
Ochotona princeps (American pika) is the source of this 1967-nucleotide messenger RNA. It is a transcript of the gene PLD3, whose product is annotated as phospholipase D family member 3. The transcript has 13 exons. Bases 246 to 1718 code for a protein of 490 amino acids. The record is from RefSeq and is a predicted model, not a curated record. NCBI's taxonomy places the organism in Eukaryota, Metazoa, Chordata, Mammalia, Lagomorpha, Ochotonidae. Gene Ontology annotation, molecular function: catalytic activity.